AUGAACAUACAUCCGUCGCGGCAAGCUUAUGUGGAGGAAGAGGAUGGCGUGAACGGUGCUAUGGAGGGCAUUGACUAUGCCAAUGUCCGAGGAGGAAACGAGCAGGCGUCCACCUUGAUGGAAGAGUUCGACCGAAAAAGAAGAGCUGCAGCGUUGAUCGUACCCACGGCGGAUCGCGAUGUCAAAGCGAAGCUGCGCUCGAGAGGGGAGCCAAUAACACUUUUUGGUGAAGGACCUGCAGACAGACGCGACAGGCUGAGAUCACUGUUGGCAGAUGCCGCGGAAGCUCUGGGUGAGGAUGCGGCAGAUGUGGAAAUGCAAGAGGCGGACGGGGCACCUGGUGACGAACAGGAGGAGUUCUACACUCAAGGCACGCCAACACUGCUCGACGCGCGACGCGAUAUGGCGCGCUAUUCACUACCACGAGCCAAAGAUCGAAUCGCAUACCAACGGCGCGAAGCCACGAUUCCGCUCAAGACACACAUCGAGUUCCGUAACAAGAUCAAAGAUCGCUUGAAAGGAUUCGAGCUAUACGGCUCCCAGACUGCGGACCGACCCGUCAGUAUCGUACGAGUUUCGCCAAAUGGCCAGUAUGUUGCUUAUGGGACGUGGGGCGGAAAGGUAGCCCUUCUUGAGAUACCUAGUUUGGAGCAAAAGAAGGCAUAUCGUGGCGGUCACACGGAAAGAGCAACGGGAAUCGACUGGAUGCCAGCAAUGUCUCGACUUCCCAGCGCGAACUUUGCGUCAGGUGGAGCGGGAGGAAAAGUUCAACUGUGGUCACUUGACGAGGACAAGCCGUUGCGUACCUUGGAGGGCCACACUGACCGAGUGUGUCGCGUAGCAUUCCACCCAUCAGGCCAGUAUCUCGCCUCGGCCUCUGAUGACACAACCUGGCGUCUUUGGGAUGUGAAUACAGGCCAGGAAUUGCUCACACAGGAAGGCCACUCAAAGGAGGUCUACACCGUGAGCUUCAACGGAGAUGGUUCCCUGGUGGCCUCUGCAGGUCUCGACAGUAUUGGCCGCGUCUGGGAUAUUCGAACCGGACGUGUCAUCUACAUGCUAGAAAGCCACAUCAAGCCCAUCUAUGGCCUGGACUGGAAUGCCGACGGCCAUCGUCUUCUCUCAGGCUCGGGAGACGGCUUUAUGAAAUGCUGGGACGUAAGGGCGAUGAGAGAAUCGAAUUCAAUAGCGGCAAACACAGGAGGUGUGACCGACUUGAAAUGGUUCAAGGGCACCGAUGGCCCAAAUAGCGGCGUCCCCAUUCAAGAGAAUGCAGAGGGCGAGCUCACACCUAAGAAGGCGUCGACUUUCGUCGUGUCAUCUGGGUUUGACAAGAAUAUCCAAAUAUUCUCUGCUGACGACUGGGCACACUGCAAGACUCUACAAGGUCAUUCUGGUCCAGUCUUCAGCACCGACGUCACCAGUGACGCUGCAUGGAUCGUCAGUGGAGGAAAAGAUCGUACCAUUAAGUUAUGGUCUCGAGACGACAAUGAAGGAAUAUGA
Parastagonospora nodorum SN15 is the source of this 1503-nucleotide messenger RNA. RefSeq lists its product as hypothetical. Gene Ontology annotation, biological process: mRNA splicing, via spliceosome. Gene Ontology annotation, cellular component: U4/U6 x U5 tri-snRNP complex. Bases 1 to 1503 code for a protein of 500 amino acids. NCBI's taxonomy places the organism in Eukaryota, Fungi, Ascomycota, Dothideomycetes, Pleosporales, Phaeosphaeriaceae. The transcript is spliced from 4 exons. The record is from RefSeq and is a predicted model, not a curated record. Gene Ontology annotation, molecular function: U6 snRNA binding; U4 snRNA binding; protein binding.